Messenger RNA from Dentiscutata erythropus, 1443 nucleotides. NCBI's taxonomy places the organism in Eukaryota, Fungi, Glomeromycota, Glomeromycetes, Diversisporales, Gigasporaceae. The record is from the annotation of a GenBank genome assembly.
AUGAAUGUAAAAGCAAACCCAUUUUCUCUUCUUUCUCGCUCUCAAAGUUAUUUCCGUUAUACUACUAAUUUAUAUCAAGUUCGUUGUUUACAAUCCAUUGCAUUAAGACGUGAAGAUAAAAGUCACUGGGAACGUCGGGUGGCUUUAACACCUGAUACAGUUUCUAGAUUAAUAAAAGAAACUGGUGUUAGAAUAUAUGUUCAACCAUGCAACAAACGAGUAUUUAACGAUAAUAAAUUUAGAAAUGCCGGAGCAAUUGUUCAAGAAGAUAUUUCAAAUGCCGACGUUAUUUUGGGAAUUAAAGAAGUUCCAGCAGAACAUUUGAUCCCGAAUAAAACUUAUAUAUUUUUUUCGCAUACUCAUAAAGGCCAAUUAUAUAAUAUGCCUAUGUUACAAGAUGUACUUGAUAAGAAAAUUAGGUUAAUUGAUUAUGAAUUAAUGACUGACUCACAAAAACGACGUUUGGUUCUAUUUGGAACGCAUGCUGGUUAUGCUGGAAUGAUCGAUGGACUUCACGGUUUGGGACGAAGGCUACUAGGCUUGGGCUAUAAUACUCCGUUUAUGCAUAUUGCUAUGUCUCAUACAUAUAAAUCUCUAGACUCGGCAAAAUCCACCGUUAAAGAUAUAGGUGCUACAAUUGCUGAUGAAGGCCUUCCAAAUGAUUUUAGUCCUAUGACUUUUGUCUUUACUGGAACUGGAAACGUUUCUAAUGGCGUGCAACAAAUAUUCAAAUGCCUGCCGCAUGAAUAUAUUGAAGUAAAAGAUUUGAAAGAAUGUGUCAUGACGCCUCACAAAUUUAGUAACCAUAAAGUAUACGGUUGUCAAGUGUAUCUUCAAGACUAUUUAAUUCGAACAGAUACUGGAAAAUUUGACACAAAACGUCAUUAUUAUGAAAACCCCAAAAAUUAUGAAUCAUUAUUUCAUACAAAGAUCGCUCCGUACACGUCGAUGCUUAUUCAUGGUUCCUAUUGGGAUUCGCGAUACCCUCGACUUAUUACCAAGGAACAACUUCGCGAGAUACAGGAAAAUUCUAAUAAUCGCAGAUUGUUGUGCAUCGCUGAUAUAAGCUGCGAUAUUGAAGGUGCUUUAGAAUUUUCCCACUCAACGACCAUUGAUGAUCCAUUCUUUUAUUUUGAUGCUGUCAAAGAAGUGGAACAUAAAAAAGAUGAAGGUGAAGGAACACAAAUCAUGCCUGUAGACAUUCUGCCUACAGAAAUUCCUCUUGAAAGUAGUGAGCAUUUCAGCAGAUCACUCUAUCCAUUUAUGAAAGACUUGAUCAAUGGAACUAUUGACAACAGUCCAGUACUCUCUAACGCUACUAUCGCAAAGGAUGGUCAGCUUAUGGGUGUGCACACUAAAUUAUAUGAAUUUUUACUAAGAAAUAAUAUAUCUCAAAUUCAAGAAAUGGAAAUUACUUCAUCUUUUUCCAAUAAGCCGAACUAA